CCGUUGUAAAGACUGCCUCCCAACGUUGUCUGUUCGUGUGUCAGUCUGAGUGUAGGAAAACAUAAACAAAGUGUAAGCCACAGCCAGACACUUCACCACACCACCUGCUUUUCAUAGUAUUCACCCCACACAGUCACACACCACACCCAGACACACGCCAGGCAGCUCACCACAGCACCAAGAGAGAUCCAGUACCAGCGGGGCAUAGGAGGAGGUGUCGGCGCACGAGUAUUGCUUCCAGGCGCCGACUGUGUCCCGCGGUGCCUCCUCUGCUGUGUGUCCUGCCUCUCAUCAGCUGAGGAGUGAACAGCGGCACCAUGGGUGAGAAGGAGUUCAAGCUGGAGCAGGACUGUGAGCUGCGCUUUGAAGUGGAGAGCAAGAAGGAAACAGUUGACCUUAAGCUGAUUAGUGGCAAGGCAGAAAUGUUUGGCACUGAACUGGCACCAGACAAACCGUACACCUUCUACCCUGGAGCCAAGGUUGCCGUCUACACCUGGCAUGGAUGUACUCUCAAGCUCACAGGGAACACAGAGGGUACUUACAUUGCUAAGGAGACGCCCAUGGUGAUGUACUUGAACACCCAUGCCUGCCUGGAGCGGCUCAGGAAACAUGCUGACGAGGGUCUAAAUCGAGGCGAGAAGAACCGCGGCCCCGUCACCAUGGUGGUGGGCCCCGGUGCUGUGGGCAAGUCAACUCUGUGCCGAAUUCUGCUUAACUAUGGUGUGCGGAUGGGCCGGCGACCUAUCUUUGUGGACCUGGAUGUGGGCCAGGGGGCCAUCUCCAUCCCUGGCACCAUUGGUGCACUCUUGGUGGAGCGGGCCGCCUCUGUGGGUGAAGGCUUCUCCCAGGAGGCCCCACUGGUGUACACCUUUGGCCACCUCACACCAGCCAGCAACCCCACACUAUACAACAUCCUGGUGUCACGCAUGGCCUCCACCAUCCAGGAGAAGAUGGCACGGAACAGGAAAGUGGCAGCGUCAGGGGUGGUGAUCAACACGUGUGGGUGGGUGAAGGACGAGGGUUACAAGAGCCUGACUCAUGUGGCGCAGGCGUUUGAGGUGGAUGUGAUCAUUGUGCUGGACCAGGAGCGUCUGUACAAUGAGCUGGUGCGGGACAUUCCCUUCAUCAAGGUGGUCUUUCUUCCCAAGAGUGGUGGGGUAGUGGAAGGCACCCAAGCCAUGCGAGCUGCCACCCGCGACGACCGCAUCCGUGAGUACUACUACGGCCUUCACACCAAAUACCACCCACACAGCUUUGAGGUCAAGAUGUCACACUUCCAGAUAUACAAGAUUGGGGCGCCAGCCUUGCCAGAUUCCUGCAUGCCGGCAGACAUGAAAGUGGAUGACCACAUGACAAAGCUGGUGCCAGUCGAGCCAGGUGUGAAGCUGAAGCACCAUAUCCUUGCCGUGAGCCUGGCCAACGAGCCGGAGGAGCUGCUCACCGCCAACGUGGCCGGCUUCAUCUGUGUGUUAGAUGUUGAUGAAGAGACCAAGAUGGUGAAGGUGUUGUCUCCUCAGCCAAAACCACUGCCCAAAAAAUUGUACAUAUUAACUGAUAUUCAGUUUAUGGAUUCAUCAUAGAAAAGUUGUAAAAGUUGUAAAAGGGUAUAAAUCCAAAUGAUUUAACUUUCUUAAGUGAUUUUCUAGAUUAUUUUAUGAUGUAAGAGUGUUAGUUUUUAUAAUAAAUCACACAUUUCUAAUGGUAA
This is a messenger RNA of Portunus trituberculatus (swimming crab), 1705 nucleotides long. It is a transcript of the gene cbc, whose product is annotated as protein CLP1 homolog. The record is from RefSeq and is a predicted model, not a curated record. Gene Ontology annotation, biological process: tRNA splicing, via endonucleolytic cleavage and ligation. Gene Ontology annotation, cellular component: mRNA cleavage factor complex; nucleus. Gene Ontology annotation, molecular function: polynucleotide 5'-hydroxyl-kinase activity. The coding region runs from base 318 to 1580 and encodes 420 amino acids. Lineage: Eukaryota; Metazoa; Arthropoda; Malacostraca; Decapoda; Portunidae. The transcript is spliced from 9 exons.